UGUGGUUGGCGAGGCCGGGAGCGCGCGCAACGUCCGGGGCAGUCAUGUUUCCAGUGUUUCCGGAUCAGCGGAUGGAGGCGGACGGUACUUACGAGCAGGGCUUCGUGGGGAUCCGGUUCUGUCAGGAAUGCAACAACAUGUUGUAUCCUAAAGAAGACAAAGAGAAUCGGAUUCUCCUCUAUGCAAACGUCCUACUGCUAUUUCAAAGACAGAGAGAGGGGAAGUCUCUUCUGUGGUGGAGCAGUCUUUAUAGAGGACGGCAUCCGAGCAGCCUGGCCCAGCAUAGUAAGUGUCGGAACUGUGACUACCAGCAAGAGGCGGAUAACAGCUGUAUAUAUGUGAAUAAGAUUACACAUGAAGUAGAUGAACUGACUCAGAUCAUUGCAGAUGUGUCUCAAGACCCCACGCUGCCUCGGACAGAGGAUCAUCCCUGCGUAAAGUGUGGACACAAAGAAGCGGUGUUCUUCCAGUCUCAUAGUGCGCGAGCUGAGGAUGCCAUGAGGCUGUAUUAUGUUUGUACUGCACCUCACUGCGGUCAUCGCUGGACAGAGUGAUUUUUUUUUUUUAUUUUUUUUUCUGGAAGUUCAUUGUUUUGUUUUUUAGCUUUCUAUUUUUAAAUAAAUAAAUUUUUUACUUAA
Molecule: messenger RNA, 638 nt
Organism: Bufo bufo (common toad)
Lineage: Eukaryota; Metazoa; Chordata; Amphibia; Anura; Bufonidae
Gene: POLR2I
Product: RNA polymerase II subunit I
Exons: 8
Coding region: 45-554 (169 amino acids)
Biological process (GO): maintenance of transcriptional fidelity during transcription elongation by RNA polymerase II; DNA-templated transcription; transcription initiation at RNA polymerase II promoter
Cellular component (GO): RNA polymerase II, core complex
Molecular function (GO): nucleic acid binding; zinc ion binding; DNA-directed RNA polymerase activity
Source: RefSeq, a predicted model, not a curated record